AUGUCUUCCAGUCGCACUGCUUCAUACUCACUUGAGGAAGAAAUGCACUUGUGCCAUGUAUAUAUUGACAUUUCUCAAGAUCCAAUCAUAGGAAGAAACCAAUCAGUUGCAAAAUUAAGGGGAUGCAUAAACCAAAUCCAAAAUAAAAAUCCAAGUGGUGCUUCACAAGAAGAUAUUAAAUUUACAAGUGAUGACAACAUCAAUGCACCAAGUAGAUUCCAACAAGAUGGUCCUAAUUUUACUUCAUCCAAAUCAUCAUCUCACAAUUUUGAUUCUCCGGCGUCAGCAUCCACCGAUAUGAGUUCAUUUGAUCUUAAUAUAAAUAAUGAGGAAAUCAUUACUAAUUCAAUUGAAAGACCUAUUGGUGUGAAAAAAGCAAAGGCAAAACAAUUAGGUGAUGAUCAAUUUAACAAACUAAUGGAACAAAGUAAAAAACUUGUUCAAGUUAUUGAAAAGAGUAACACAGAUAGAAAUGAACGUCAUAAAAGAAAGACUGAAGAUAAAAUUUUAUUCACAGAUUUGGAUUCUAUAUCCGAUCCAGAGUUUCGCCGGUACAUUCAAAGCGAAAAAAGAAGAAUUUACAGAGAAAGAGCACGAACAUCCGAAGUUGGAGAACAAGGAGAAGGAUCUCAAUAUCAGAGAUCACAAUAUCGAGCAUCUCAAUAUCAAGGACAAAGUGCUCAAGAUGAAGGGCAACGAUCUCAAGAUCAAGGUGAAAGAUCUGAAAAUGACUCACAAGAUUAUAGUCCAUAUUUUGACUAUCUUGGCGGAAUAGGGAAUAAUUUUCUGCAUUAUUGA
Molecule: messenger RNA, 798 nt
Organism: Humulus lupulus (European hop)
Lineage: Eukaryota; Viridiplantae; Streptophyta; Magnoliopsida; Rosales; Cannabaceae
Exons: 3
Coding region: 1-798 (265 amino acids)
Source: RefSeq, a predicted model, not a curated record